Solanum tuberosum (potato) is the source of this 899-nucleotide messenger RNA. RefSeq names its product expansin-A23-like. Gene Ontology annotation, biological process: plant-type cell wall organization. The transcript has 3 exons. The coding region runs from base 1 to 861 and encodes 286 amino acids. The record is from RefSeq and is a predicted model, not a curated record. Gene Ontology annotation, cellular component: extracellular region. NCBI's taxonomy places the organism in Eukaryota, Viridiplantae, Streptophyta, Magnoliopsida, Solanales, Solanaceae.
AUGGCCAAACACCAAAGUUUCUUCAUUUUGUUUAUCACAUUUGUUGCUAUUUUUUUAGCAGAAACAUAUGUAAGUAAAGAGGUUGAAGGAAAUUUGGAUGCCCAGGGAUGGAAAAAUGCACGUGCUACAUUUUAUGGUGACAUGGGGGGUAAUGAAACCAUGCGUGCUUUGGAAAUAAUCUCUCUACCUUCACGAGAUAAGAUAUUAACGUUUGUAACAAAUUUAUUUGAAUACUAUACUGCAGAAGGAGCUUGUGGUUAUGGAGACUUAUUCAAGCAAGGGUAUGGCCUGGAAACAGCGGCACUAAGCACAGAACUCUUUAACAAUGGAUCUACCUGUGGAGCUUGCUUUCAAAUAAAGUGUGUCAAUGCUCCUAAAGCAUGCCAUCCAGACCAAGUCAUAACUAUAACUGCCACCAAUUUCUGCCCUCCAAAUUACACAAAAACUACAGACGUUUGGUGCAAUCCUCCACAACAACACUUUGAUCUGUCAUUGCCUAUGUUCUUAAAGAUUGCCGAGUACAAAGCAGGGGUUGUCCCUGUUGUUUACAGAAGAGUCACUUGCCACAAAAAAGGAGGUCUCAAGUUUGAGAUCAAAGGGAAUCCUAAUUGGAUUCUUGUUCUUGUUUUCAAUGUGGGAGGUGUUGGAGAUGUUGUCAGUGUCAAAAUUAAAGGAUCUAAGACUGGAUGGACACAGAUGUUGCGGAAUUGGGGACAAAAUUGGCAGAUUUCUCAGCAGUUGGCAGGACAAAGCUUGUCUUUCCAAGUACAAACUAGCGAUGGCAAAUGGGUUCAAUCUGAUAAUGUUGCUCCUGCUAACUGGCGAUUUGGUCAGACAUUUGAAGCGAAGAAUAAUUUUUAGCAGUUGUAUUUUGGAAAAUGAGUAGUUUUUAAUAAAUA